Messenger RNA from Gekko japonicus, 4116 nucleotides. RefSeq names its product BRO1 domain and CAAX motif containing (gene BROX). Bases 377 to 1612 code for a protein of 411 amino acids. The transcript is spliced from 13 exons. NCBI's taxonomy places the organism in Eukaryota, Metazoa, Chordata, Lepidosauria, Squamata, Gekkonidae. The record is from RefSeq and is a predicted model, not a curated record.
GGGUAUUAGGUGUAAAAAAACUUAUUUUAGUGCGUUCAGACGUGCCAGAUGCGGCUGUGAGAGACCGGGGUAUUCGACGCCAAGCGCCACAACUACCGAGGCAAAAGCCGUUUCUGUUCCUAUGAUUGGUCGAAACACUUCCGCCUCCUUGCCUGUCCCUUGUUUGGGCGAUGGAGGACACGUGACUAGUGGUAUCUAGGACGGCUCUGGGGUUCAUACGUGGUUUACUGUUGCCCCGGGGAGUAUCUGCCUUCGCUGAAGGGGAAGUAUAAUUCUCCCGUUCCUUUACUUUUGGAUCUUGAGGGGGAGGGAGAGUACUCCGUCUCUCAGUUUAGGCUUGCUAAAGCUCUAAUCCUGAAGGAAGUACUCAAGAAAAAUGACUCACUGGUUUCAUCGAAAUCCUUUGAAAGCUACAGCUCCUGUCUCAUUCAAUUACUAUGGGGUAGCCACCACUCCUGCUGCAACAAAGAUAUGCAAUGAUUUAAGGUUAUCAAGAACACGGCUCCUGGAGCUUUUUACAGAUUUGAGUUGUACUCCAGAAAUGAUGAAAAAUGCAACUGAUACUUAUUUUUCACUCUUGAAAGGGUUCAUAGUUUCACUGGAUGACUCUUCACAAGACAGCAAGCUGAGAUACAUUCAGAACUUUAAGUGGACAGAUACCUUACAAGGACAGCUACCAAGUGCCCAGCAAGAUGCUGUGUUUGAGCUUGUUUCCAUGGGAUUUAAUGUGGCUUUGUGGUACACUAAAUAUGCAUCCAGGCUGGCUGGGAAAGAAGACGUAACAGAAGAUGAAGCGAAAGAGGUCCACCGUAGUUUGAAAAUGGCAGCUGGGAUCUUUAAACACUUAAAGGAGAGUCACAUCCCUAAGCUGAUCACUCCAGUAGAGAAGGGACGAGAUUUAGAAGUUCGGCUUAUGGACUCCUACAUCAUCCAGUGCCAAGCUGAAGCACAAGAAGUGACAAUUGCCCGAGCUAUUGAGCUGAAACACAAUCCCGGUUUAAUAGCAGCUCUGUCCUAUGAAACAGCCAAUUUUUACCAGAAAGCAGAUCAAACACUGUCAAGUCUGGAUCCAGCAUACACAAUUAAGUGGCGAAAAUACCUUCAUUUGAAGUGCUGUUUCUAUAUGGCCUAUGCUUACUGCUACUAUGGCCAAACCCUCCUGGCUAGUGAUAAAUGUGGAGAAGCAAUAAGAUCUCUUCAAGAAGCAGAAAAAUUUUUUUCCAAGGCAGAAGCAUUGUGCAAAGAAUAUGGUGAAACCAAAGGGCCUGGAACUACAGCUAAGCCUUCAGACCACCUCUUUUUUAGGAAACUGGGAACUCUGGUGAAAAGCACCUUGGAAAAAUGCCAGCGAGAAAAUGGAUUCAUUUAUUUCCAGAAAAUCCCUACAGAGGCUCCUCAGUUGGAGCUAAAGGCAAACUAUGGUCUUGUCGAGCCUGUUCCUUUUGAGUUCCCUGCUGUGCAUGCACACUGGACACUAGAAUCCCUUGCUGCAUUUGAUCUCACCAAGAGGCCAAAGGAGGAUAGUGCUAAACCGAAGCCAGAGGAGGAAGUAAAACCUGUGAAAGAGCCAGAUAUAAAACCUCAAAAAGACACUGGAUGCCAGAUUUCUUAAACUCCCCAAGUGCAUUGAAUACCCCUUGUGCGCUGCGUUUUGCAAACUCUGGCGUUUCACUGUUCACCCCCUUUGCUGAUUCUUCUGGACUCCUUCAUCCUCAAAAAGAAUUCACUGCUUUUCAUGUUUCGUAACUGUCAUUCUGGAUUGAGUGUAUGUGGUUUCCUUUCAUAAGGAUGUUGGAAAGGAUGAGAUUAAAACUGGGUGGAAAAUAUCUGCUUCAGUUCUUUGAGGGUGAGUUAGAAGUCUAAACGAGGAAAGUCUGAGGAAGCCUUGGAAGAUGCUGCAUAAAAAAACUGACUCAGAUACAUCAUGCAAGAAUACCAGGGAUGUACUUCAAGAGCAUGGAGACUUAAGCUAUCAAGCUAAUGAACAACGUAAAGAAAUCAUAGCACAUGAGAGUACAGGGGCUUUCAACUAGCUUUUGAUCUUGAGGACCUUUGACAGAAGCAUUUUGACUCGUAUCCAACAACUGUUUUCGCCCAUUGGAAGGAUGUUUCUGCCAGCAGAGGGGGUGGAGACAAUUUCCACCCAAUCCCCCCCCCUUCCACACACACACAUAUUGUGCCCAGGCUUCUUCCUAGGAUCCCUGUGGGCUACAGCAGGAAGUGGAGGGGGAAGUGUGGUUCUCAUUGGAUUGCAAGCCCCUAUUCUAGGAAUGUUUGAAAGAAAGAGAACACGAUUGUAGAAGCAUCUGUUGAGAGUCAUUCAUCCUGUUUAUCAUAAGAGCUUAGCAGAAGUAAAACUUGUCUAGAAGGACCAUUAUUUAAGUCUAUACCAUCUUGGAUAAGCAGUAUCUAAGAAAUGUUCCUUCCGAGACUAAAAAAUGCCCUGUUAAGAGGAUUUACAGGUGCUAUUGUACAUGUAGUUAAUAUAAAGAAGAGUCAAAGGAGGGCAGAUUACACGAAAGAGCAAUGUAGAGAAGUUGGUAUGAUUUAUGGAGAGGAUGAAGGGAAAGUACCUAAUUUCAGCUGCAGGACAUAAACCUCCUGUGAGAUUAUUGUUGGUAUAAUGUGUUUGUGACAUGGCAGUAGAUACUAUAAGUAAUAGAGACUAAAAGUAAUGUAAAAGAGUUGUGUAAAUCCAGGAAAAGUAACACAGAAAGUUGUGGACUAAUGGGACUUUGAAAAUAGCAAGGCUGUAACAGAUGGUUAUGUGGAAAAGCAGGAGCAGAGCAUUCUUCUUAAAGGGGGCAUGAAGGAUGGUGCGACUCUCGAAAAAGCAAACAUUGGGCGCACUGAUGGUGUGUGAAAACGUGUUGGGUUGUGGAACACGACCACCCUUAGCUGAGUGGAGUGACAGGACACAACGUCGGCAUAAGGCUGGCAAGAGGAGCCUCUUGUGUUGGCAGGAUACACCCUUGUGCUCACAGACUUGCUGCCCAUAGCUGAGCAGAGUGGAGGGGGAGGGCACAACCCACUGAACCCUGAUCACUAGAAGCGCUGAAGUGAAACGUAUACAACUGUUUUGGAACAGAAUAUCCUGUAGUGACAAUGAAAUUUAGUGCAUGAGUGGGUUAGUUAACGCUCUAGUCUGGAUUUGUAUGUGUGUGCGAUGACUUACUCUCUACUUCUGGCCUGUUUUUUGGGCCUGCAUUUAGUGAGUAUGUGAGCAGCCAUGGUUUCAAAGUUGGCUGGAGGUCAGGAGCCUAAAGGGCAUUUAUUACAAUGUCAUGUUCUUAAAAUUUGCUGUAUCUGCCAUGCAAGUCCAACUCUUCACCAGAAUUAAAAUUAUCCAGAUGUUUUGGGAUGUCGUCUCUUUCUCUCAAACCAGAAUCCAGUAAAGAAAUAAUGUGGAGCUGCUUCAGUGCAUAGAAAACCUUUAUGAAAAAUUUUCAUGUAGUGAUCUGCGCAGUGCUCGGCUGGAUACUGGCAGAGUUGAUCACAGAGUAUUUCAGUGGUUUAAGAAACUUUGGAAUAUACGUUACUAAAGAAUUUGUACUACUUGUAGAUAGAGUAGUAACAAAGGAGCUAUUUUGCCUAGUAUGCCUUUAACCAGCCAGUACAAUGCAGUGAUCAUUUAAAUAACCCAUCCGCAGAUUUAGCAGAGAAAACGAAUCCUGCAGCCCAACCAGCCAGUUCUUCUCCAUCUACAUGUUUUCAGAACUCAGUCCCUUUUAUUCCAACGCGACUUGCAAGUAACGGAACAUAGGAUAGUGACCUUAAUGUAUUUUUACCUCAUUUCAGUGCUCUUAUUUUUUCCUUUUUUGCCCUCACUGCACUGUGUUUUCCACAUUCAUUGGAUGUCUUGCAAGUUACUUCAGUCACCCAGCAUCCCUCCCCGGUCAAUACUGGAGAGGCUUGUCCGGAACGGCUUCCUGUUCCGUUCAGUCCCCUCGCUCUUUGCUGUGAGCCUGCUGUCAGCUACUGUGCCAAGCACUGUACAUGGUCAGGGUUGUGUUCCGUGCCGUGCCGGUGGUAGUGGUGGAAAGUGCCGUGAGGUUGCAGCCGAUUUACGGCAACCCCCUCAUGGGGUUUUCAAGGCAAGCUAUGUCCAAAGCCUAU